CGCUGGCGUCUUUGUUGCCGGAAGACGUCCACAAGAAUGAACAAGAAUGAAAUCUCAAGGGUUAGUGAGAUGGAUGCAGGGGGACAGGGAGUGCAUAAAGAGGAAGGCGAUGUUCGCUUGCUGUUGCCUCCCACUGUGUCGGAUAGUAACAUUGCAAUAGUCGCAUCACGGUUUCUGCAAGUGGAGUUGGAACUAAACGCCCACCUUCGACGGUUGUCAUUCAGUGAUCCAGUGCGCUACAUCUACAACCCGCUAGAGUAUGCCUGGGACACGCAUCGCUGUUACGUGGAAAAAUACUGUGGUGGGGGGCAGAGUGUUCUUUUUUUGGGGAUGAACCCCGGACCUUUCGGAAUGGCUCAAACAGGGGUCCCCUUUGGAGAGGUGAACUCUGUGCGCGAUUGGCUGAAGAUCACAGGGAAGGUGGGACAUCCCCCCGAUGAGCAUCCAAAGCGACAAAUCACAGGGCUGUCCUGUACUCAAAGAGAAGUAAGCGGUGCUCGCUUUUGGGGCUUCUUCAGAAAACUGUGCAGGGAGCCAGCGGUGUUCUUCCGCCACUGCUUUGUACAUAACUUGUGCCCUCUGAUCUUCAUGAGUGCCUCUGGCAAGAACCUGACUCCUCCUGAGCUGUCUGUUGGAGAGCGUGACACUCUCCUGGCACUGUGUGACACUGCCCUGUCCCAAGCAGUGGAGGUGCUAGGCAUUUCUAUGGUGAUUGGGGUAGGCAGAGUAGCAGAGCAGAGGGCCCGCAGAGCCCUCUCUGCAGCAGGUAUGCAGGUGCGCGUGGAGGGUGUCAUGCACCCGUCCCCCAGGAACCCGCUGGCCAAUAAAGGAUGGGAGGCAGUAGCCCAGGCUAAGCUGGCUGAACUAGGUGUCCUAUCACUGCUGAGUAACACAUAACCUCUGGUCAAUCAGCCUCCUUGAGAAAUGACCCAUGUCAUUUAUCUGCAAUGGAUGGUGUACUCACUCAUCUUACAGCUUGAGACUUGGAUGUACUCUAUUUGUCUUUUAUCUUCAAUGACUUUGAAUUAUUUUACCAUUGCUGGUCAGACAAUAUGACACCAUCACUUCUAAAUGGACAGUAUUAUUAUGUUGGCAAACAAUGUCAAGCCAUUUACUACAUCAUAAUUGAAAGGCUCUUGGGAAAUGAAAGCAUACUUUACACCGCUUUGUUGUGUGUAUCCCAUUAGGAACUGUAAUGUGUAGAGAUACUGUAUACAUUCUUUACACUGGGCAAGCAGAUUUAAAUUAAUGUAACUGUGCUGCUGUGUAUGAUACCUGAGAUUACACUUAUCUUGUUGGCAUUAUUGCAACAGCCCAUUUGUUUACCAGGCCUCUACCUACUUAAUGUACUAAUGAGAGAACCUGAAAUCAUCUGUCAUAUGGUAUCGCUCCCAUGUAGUAGUGGAUAGUACCUGACCUUGGCAUCUAAGUAUUUUAUGCUUAAGGAUGUUUUGUCCCUGACCCAUCUGCUGAGGUGUCUUUGUUUCCUCUUUGCAAGACCCACACAUUUUGCUUGGCACCCAACCACUACCACUCAGCAGAUUAUUUGUGCUACCAUAGCACCCUCUUUUAAGUUAGGAUACCCGCUCACCAAGUAUGCUUUUCAGUCAUUACCCCGAAACCAUCUUGCAUCUCUGUUUGUGUUUCACUAAGUGGGAAAUAUUAACAAUGUUUUUUCUUUUUUUUCUUCAGGAUCACAGCACUAAUUGUAUUGCUUGCAUUAUACAGUACAUGUUAUUCUUUCCAAUCAGUACUGAAUAAAUGUGCAUUGGUCCCAUUCUAACAUUUAUAAUUAUACUGUAUGUGUGUCCAAAGUACACUGAGGUAACAACAGAACAAGGAAACAGAUAUUAGUAUAUUUUAUUCAGUCACUUUCGAAUGACGAACAUUGAGUGUUUUUAAUCGAGAUUUGAACAUCUAUGCACCCAUUCUAUGAAGGCAGAUCCAGGCAUUGAGCACCGCAGCACUGGCUGUUUGUCUUGGUCCUGGAUGGUGAAUAAAUCCUUCACCCCAUCUCCCAUGGUAGGGUGCAGGUGUGAGAGGAGGCAGAAGAUCUUACCUUUUUGUUGGAGGAAGACUUGACUGGCAAGGUGCAGAAUGACCUCUAACACAAAAAUACACACUAAACUCUCAUUUCACUGUGACUCUUCGCCUUUGUUUGUACACCCUCCCUACUCGUUCUCUACCUCACACAUAUACACAUACACACACUGAAAUGCACCACUACAGAGCUGAGAGAACAGCUGCAGCUCCCUAAUGACUCCCAUCCCUCUCUGUUCGUUGUCGCAUUAUUAAUUAGCACAAUGAGCCUUGCCACUGAGACACUGGAUUAGAGUCCUGCAGUAUAACACAUACACACAAACACAAGUCCACACACAGCAGUCCCUAGUGUGCUGUAGUAUCAGCCCUGACAGACGGUCUGGGUGAGGUUCAGCUAAUGGCCUGUCUCUCCCACAAGGCCAAGCUAUGCUGCUAAACAAAAAGAUAAAAAACUUGAGGGUUUGUUCUAAAGAUGCAGUGGCACAUUAUUUCCUGUAGAUGUUUUAAAUGAGAAUAUACAUGGAAUGCAUAAUCAUAUGAUAUUAUCUAUUCUCUUAAAAUACAUGAUUUUAAGCUUAUAUUUAUUCAUGGCUUAGGUAAUCAGCUUCUACUCUCAAUGUCGGACCUGACUUUUUUCAACAUUCUAUUUGUAGCUUGCUUGUUGUUUAUCAAAUAAAAGGAAUUGAUUCAUUCUGUGAGCAUGCCUAUAUAUCCUUCUUUGUGUAUAUAAUAUUCUUAGCUGAAGACAAUGGUCUAGGGUCGCUCUUACUUGACAGUGUGACCUCCUGGUGACCCCACGGCCAUGUGCAAAAGGACCAAGAGGGAGCUGCCGCGCCACAGUUAGCCUGUCAGAGC
Messenger RNA from Hypomesus transpacificus, 2895 nucleotides. It is a transcript of the gene smug1, whose product is annotated as single-strand-selective monofunctional uracil-DNA glycosylase 1. Gene Ontology annotation, biological process: base-excision repair. Gene Ontology annotation, molecular function: oxidized pyrimidine nucleobase lesion DNA N-glycosylase activity; single-strand selective uracil DNA N-glycosylase activity. The record is from RefSeq and is a predicted model, not a curated record. The transcript is spliced from 3 exons. Lineage: Eukaryota; Metazoa; Chordata; Actinopteri; Osmeriformes; Osmeridae. The coding region runs from base 37 to 897 and encodes 286 amino acids.